This is a messenger RNA of Parastagonospora nodorum SN15, 1194 nucleotides long. RefSeq lists its product as hypothetical. Lineage: Eukaryota; Fungi; Ascomycota; Dothideomycetes; Pleosporales; Phaeosphaeriaceae. The transcript is spliced from 2 exons. The record is from RefSeq and is a predicted model, not a curated record. The coding region runs from base 49 to 1194 and encodes 381 amino acids.
CUCCUUUCACCCACUUCUUCUUCUUUAUCGUAAUACAUCUCCCCCACAAUGCAACUCAUCUAUUUCUUGGUCGUGCCCUUGGUUAGCGCGAGAGUGAUUGGGACGACGCAACAGAUUCCGAUUCCUGGGCACGUCGCGGAGGAUGUCGUGAAACACAUUGCGCAAGAGGAGUCCGCACUGGCAAUUGGAGUCCAUUUCACAACUUCUUACGCGGUUGCUGCGGCGCGUUAUAAAAAUGGAACUACGCGGACUUUGGUCAAGGUCGCGGCUGAUGCGGAUUACAUCGAUCUUCUAUCGCGGUGGUCACAAGGGCAGCAUGAUCUCAAGAAUCAAGACUGUCAUGUUCAAUCUCGCCAUUCAAGUGUUCCUAAGGAGGUUUCGCGGCGCUAUCGUUGUACCAUGCGCUCUCUGCAACGCAGUUCACGCCGAAUGCUUGGCCUUCCAGCAAGUCGCGAUGCAGCCAUACUAUCUGAUUUCAUGAGCAGAGUGCGCUCAGAUCUUCAGGCAGAAAUACUUGCACCAGUUACAAGCAUUGCACCAGCUUUUCCACGACUCUCACAUUCCCAGAAAGAAGAUGUCCGGGAAGCUCUGUCCUAUGCUGGCCUCACAUCUUCACGACUCCGUACAAGUCACGCCGGCACCAUUAUAUACCAAGAUGCGAAUGCAGCGUACGCGGGCCUUGGACACGGCCUGUGCGAAAGUCAGUCGUCUCGCUCAGACUGCCAGUCUCCAGCAAAUGACCAAUCAGUCCUCUACUUUAACUUCGAUAACUCUUCGUUCAGUAUCGGAGCGAUGACAUUGAAGAGCGCAUUCCAAGAACAAAGAACAUACGUCUAUGGAUCGGACACAACGCUGGGAUGGUGGGAUCUGCCAGUCUACGAAAUCCCGAGAGCAAAGUACUGGGCGCGAAUUCACGAGAUGAUCCUUAACGUCCUCGCACCGAUGUCCCUACCACCGAACCGGAUUGUUCUGUUAGGCGAACACGGCGCAGAUGAGGAGUUCAAAGAAGUCGUAAAAGCCGCGACUUGGGAAAAGUUCGACUUCGAUGUUGAGCUGAUGCUACAAACGGUUAAGAAGGAGGAUGUUGGUUCGUUAGCAGCCAGAGGCGCUGCAGAGUUGGGAUGGCGAGACGAGGAAUUCAAUAGAGAGAGUGUUUCUCGGAGGAGAGAUGCAGAGGAAGCGAAUGAGCUAUAA